Molecule: messenger RNA, 460 nt
Organism: Meloidogyne enterolobii
Lineage: Eukaryota; Metazoa; Nematoda; Chromadorea; Rhabditida; Meloidogynidae
Source: the annotation of a GenBank genome assembly
UUUUAAGAAAAAAAAAAGAAAGAGAGAGAAAAAAGUGAGAAUGAGUUCAACAAACCUCUCUCCUCCACCUCCUUCUUUACAAGUUAACCUAAAAAAUUUUUCUAUAAACCCAAUUAAUAAUAAAAAAGAAAAAAAUAAAAAUAAUUUUUGGAAAAUGAUUCCAAAUAAAUUAAAUAAAAAUAAAACUUCCUCUUCUACUUCCCCUAUUUACACAAUAAGUCCGGCAGGACAGUCUAUUGGAACUUUUGAUUUACAACUUAAAAAACCAGAACCAACAAUUUUUGUCUAUUCUCAACGCCGAUCCAGAGCAAAACGUAUUUGGAUUCGACGUGGACUUUUUGCUGGCGCCUCAAUAUUUUUAUUUUGUUUAAUAUUAAUUUGUAUUAUUUGGGUAAUUCAACAAAAUAAUAAUAAAGAAAUAAUACCUUUAAAAACAUCAACAGAAUCAACAACUGAUUAG